Molecule: messenger RNA, 5291 nt
Organism: Nymphalis io (European peacock)
Lineage: Eukaryota; Metazoa; Arthropoda; Insecta; Lepidoptera; Nymphalidae
Gene: par-1
Product: serine/threonine-protein kinase MARK2
Exons: 17
Coding region: 147-2750 (867 amino acids)
Biological process (GO): protein phosphorylation; microtubule cytoskeleton organization; intracellular signal transduction
Cellular component (GO): cytoplasm
Molecular function (GO): tau-protein kinase activity; ATP binding; protein serine/threonine kinase activity
Source: RefSeq, a predicted model, not a curated record
AUCUAUAUCGACGUUAUGGAACUCAUAGAUAAAUGUUGUGUAUUGUGAUAUCAAGUGAUAAAAGUGAUAACAAUUAAGCGAAUGGGCCUUUUAAUACGUUAAUGAAGUGAAUUAUAAUUUUUAUAUUAUAAUGGUUUCAAUCUAAAAUGGAGAGAAAAUUGACUCGUGAGGACUUCAUGCGGAAAAGUUUUCGCGCACCUCGGGUGUCUCCAGCUCCUGACUCACCGACUGCGACCGUGAACGGUGCGCCACCACCUUCCCCGGUGUCCUUAGCGAUGUUGGAACGAACUUCCCAAACACCACGCACCGAAUACGAACUGACUUCUUCAGGCAUUGCUCCUAAACGCUUAGAACUAAAUAGAGCUCAUCCAAUACAUCUAAAAUCGUUCCAAGCGACCGAUCCACCCGAAGACAAUGGCCCAACACCUCCGUCAGACGAUGUUUUACGUAAAUUGGAAAGGCAAAUCGGCGAAAUGGAACGUGGCCUUGAAAGAGCUCAGAAUGGUACCGUUCAAGUCGAUGAGCGAGUGAGGUACGCGGAACACGAAAAUCUUUUACGUACCGGAGUAUCUUCAGUGGGCGGUGGGGGGUACUUGCCAGCGGAUUCGGACACGGAACACGAUGUGGUACCGUUUAAUAGAAACGAAAGUACAAGAAGUAGCACGGGAGCCGCGGCCCCUGCUACUAGACCAUCUACUCGAUUAUCCCGAACGAACUCCGAUACGCAGCAGCAUACGGUCGCUGUCACCGCUCGUUUGAUGAGGAAGCUAGCAGAUGGGGGUACCAAGGAUGAGAAGACGAAAGUGAUAUCGAGGAAAGCGAUACAGGCUAGGAUGGAAAGGGUGAAAAACUCUGUAGUUGGAACGAAGCAUGAGCACAGAGUGUUGGCAGAACACAGGGCGGAACCUGCGUCCCCAAAAAGCCCCACGUCGCCUGUCUCGACGCGCUCUUCAGUACAGAGCGCGUCGGAGACUUCGGCUGGUGCGGGUGGCGGCGGCUCGUCCGGCGGCAGCGCCAGGGUCUCGUCGAGGUCUAGGGCCUCUGAAGAGCCGCAUAUUGGCAAGUACAAACUCCUGAAAACGAUCGGAAAGGGUAACUUCGCGAAGGUGAAGUUGGCGAAACAUGUGCCGACCGGCAAGGAGGUCGCGAUUAAGAUCAUCGACAAGACGCAACUGAACCCGGGCUCUCUGCAGAAACUGUUCAGAGAGGUUCGUAUAAUGAAAAUGUUGGACCACCCGAACAUCGUGAAGCUGUUCCAAGUGAUCGAGACGGAGAAGACACUGUAUCUCGUCAUGGAGUACGCGUCUGGUGGCGAGGUGUUCGACUAUCUGGUGCUACACGGUCGCAUGAAGGAGAAGGAGGCUCGUGCGAAGUUCCGACAAAUAGUGUCCGCUGUUCAGUACUGCCAUCAGAAACGGAUCAUACACAGAGAUCUCAAGGCUGAAAAUCUUCUCCUGGACGGCGAAAUGAACAUCAAGAUAGCGGAUUUUGGAUUCUCAAACGAAUUCACUCCCGGUGCGAAGUUGGAUACUUUCUGUGGGUCACCGCCUUACGCUGCCCCUGAAUUGUUUCAAGGUAAGAAAUACGAUGGACCGGAAGUCGACGUGUGGUCGCUGGGCGUGAUCCUGUAUACUUUAGUAUCUGGAUCGCUGCCCUUCGACGGAUCGACGCUACGGGAGCUGAGGGAAAGAGUGCUACGUGGGAAAUAUAGAAUACCGUUCUACAUGUCGACCGACUGCGAACAUCUCCUCAAGAAGUUCCUGGUGCUGAACCCGGCGAAGCGAGCCUCGCUCGAGAGCAUCAUGCGCGACAAGUGGAUGAACAUGGGCUACGAGGAGGACGAACUUCGACCCUACGUCGAGCCGCAGCAGGACUUCAAGGACCACAAGCGGAUAGAGGCGCUCGUGUGCCUUGGAUAUAAUCGACAAGAGAUCGAGUAUUCGCUAGCCGAGGCGAAGUACGACGACGUAUUCGCAACCUACUUGUUACUCGGCAGGAAGAGCACUGACCCGGAGUCGGACGGCAGCCGGUCGGGCUCGUCGCUGUCGCUGCGCAACGCGGCCGCGCCCGCCGCGCCGCCCGCCGCGCCGCCCGCCGCGCACGGCGCGUCGCCGUCGCACCGCGGCGUGCAGCGCAGCAGCUCGGCCAGCGCGCGCCCCGCCGCGUGCCGCCGCGCCUCGUCCGGCGCCGCAGUGGGUACGACAACUAGCGCCGCGAAUAAUACGACGUCCACGUCAACAACCACAACGUCCAAUUUCAAAAGACAGAACACAAUCGAUUCGGCAUCUAUUAAGGAAAAUACCGCGCGGAUCGCACAGAUGCAGGUACAAAAUACAACGCGACCGACGAGUGCUCAACCCAAAUUAGAGCCCCGAUCCCGUACACUAACUAGCGGCGCACGACGAACCGAAACGCACCAGACGUCGCACCAAACGUCGCACCAGACAUCGCACCAAACGUCGCACCAGACCGCCCCCAAGCAGUCGCCGCCUCACGACACGCCGAGCCUGAACGCGUCGCUGUCGGCGGCGGGCGGCGCGGCGGGCGGGCGGCGCGAGUUCCCCAACCCGUCCGUCGUGUUCCCGCGGAACGUGCCGUCGCGGUCCACCUUCCACUCAGGUCAGACGCGGUCGCGCGGUGGUAGCGCCGGCGGCGCGUACGGCGACAGCGGCUCCCCGCACCAGCCGAGGACAUCCUUCUUCUCCAAGCUCUCCUCGCGCUUCUCCAAGCGGUUGAAUCAAAAUCCAUGAGGCUCCGCCGACGUCCGUGAAACGGAGAAGACAAUUUUUUAUUAUAUUAUAAGCUAAUCUAUAGAAAAAUAUGUGCAAAAUUGUUGCGCUUAAUUUAUGAGUUUUGUAUGAGGUUUUAUAUUAUAUGUCGAUUCAUUUAUUUCACUCAGCGUAUUGCGUAAUCACAUCUAAGACAGAUACACAGCUAAGCCCAGUGUGUAUGAAAUAUUUUAAAAAUCAAUAAUUUCUUUUAAUAUAUUGAAAAACAACCCAUAUUUUACGUAUAAAAAAUUGUGUUUUUUUUCUUCACAUUUGCUUCACUAAUAUAAAGUAUAUUUGUAUACGCUGAGUAAAUAGAUUGAUAAUUGUAUUCUUUGCGAAUGUGUUAACAGUUGUCUUUGUUCACUUCGUUAGAUAUUGUAAGGUAUCCUUAACGAGCUAAUCGAGUUUUGCUUAUAUCGUAUUAAUAUUUGUUUUAUAUCGCGGCGACAUUUCCGAUUGCAUGUUGUCAUAUUCAAAUAAAUAUAAUGGGGACAUAAAAAAUAGGAUACACGUUUCGAAAAAGCAAAUCAUAAAUUUAUUGUUAGAUUCUAAAAACGUUUUAAAAUACGUUUUUUUUAUGAUCUAAAGAAACAUAGCCGACAUUGCUUAAUAGUUAGAACGAGUAAAUUUUAACUUCGUGCUCACGUGCUCGGCGAUGAAGGAAAAUAUCGUAAGGAAACCUGCAUUUUUCGGAUAAAAAUUCUGCCAAAUGUGUCCACCAACUAACAUUGGUGCAGUUUCUAACUUUCUCGAGUAGGUUUUGGCAUAGAGAUGGGACACUUAUAACCUUUUAUUUUGCAUAAAAAAAAAUAAAAAAUAUAUAUUUCGUUUAUAAAAUGUUUUUUUAGAUUUUAAUUUGAACAGUUUUUUUCAUACAUGUGAUACAUAUUAUAUGUAAUGAAAUUAUAUACUCGUAGUAAUUGCAUAGCGUUAUUUGAAUGGGACAACAUGUAAUGGAAACCUAGUCCCGUCGCGUGUCGCAUUUCAUCGUAGCUUAAGUGAAUACAGUUCUAUUGUCGAACGAAUUUUGUACAUUCCAGGGUUAUCAAGGACAUUGGGCCUUCGAAUCGAUUGUGUUCUGUAGAAAUUGUACAAGAAUUUAAAAAAAAAAUAACAUAAAUUUAAAUAUAGAAUACAGUCUUACGGGGUCCCAUUUAGCACAAAUAUAUAUAUUUUUUUUCUUUGAAAUUUUCGUAUUAUUAUCAUUACGUUUCGGACUCGAUCUAUAUAGAAUAUGACGACUGAGAAAUUAUUUUGUAUAUUUGUAAUAUUAUAUUAUACAAAUUAAGACGUUACAAUUCAAUAUUUUACUUUGUAUGUGAGCCGUUUUAGGAUAUAGAGACUCGGAAUAAUAUACGUAGAGGCUAUGAGAUGGAUUAUACUGAUUAAUGAAUAAAUAAAGGGGGGAGGGGGGGUUGAAAAGAUUACUUGCAUUCGAUAUUGUGGAUGCGAUAUCGAACUUCGCCAUAAGUCUAUAUAAUAUAUUGUUGAACACUAGAUAAAUUAAAUACAUAUGUCAUUAUAAUAAUUGUCGUCUGUAAUCAGCUAUGUGAUUUUGUACUGGCCUGGAGCCGAUCGCAUGAGCCCAAACGUGCGAUUAUGGUGCUUUUUUAGCUGAACACAAUCUCUAAGCUAUAUUUAUUUGACAGGAUCGAAAUAUUUGCUAUCUUUUAUAACUUUAAACACGAAAAAGAGAUAGCAGGAAUUUUAAUAAUAUGAUAAAUUUAAUUGCAUUCAUCAAGAAUGUCGAAUUUUCGAGUAUUUCAUCGUACAAAAUAUUAAAAGUGAGUUUUAAAGUGCCGGCCGCAUGCGAACCUUGUAUAAGAAAAUUGUUUCAUAUCAAAACAUUACCAGUAUAAUUCAAAAUAUAUAAAUUAACUUAAAAAAAAAACGGUUCACAUAUAUAAGUAUUUAGUAUAUAAAAGAGUGAGUGAGAUAACAGUAAAUAGUGUUAAUCGUUAGUAUAUAACUGUGGCCCAUCCCUAACGUUGGUACAAAUACUCAGUAGAUAUUACCGUGUAGGAAUGCGUUAGGCAGCUAUAGAAUAUGACGUUGAAAAAACACUGUCCAAAAUAUUUCGCUACACUUAAAACGACUUGUUUUAUUUUUUCAUAAGUACUUUUAAGUUUUUCUUUAAUUUCCCGUUUCGUUUGAAAUACGGUUCUUCCCCUUGAAACACGUUUAUUUAUAACUAUUUCAUUGGCUAUAAGGAUAUAUAGAAGACAAUUCUUUGUUGGGGCUGACAUUUGCUAGUAAAUUAUAUUGAUAUAUUGAAGAAGGUUCUAUGUAGGUAAAAAAAAUAUAUUGCAUUUUUUUUUGUAAAGGUAAAAAAUUUUAAAAUGGUUCAGAAAGAGUAUUUACCCAUUUGGUUGCAAAGAAUUAUAGUUUCAAUCAUAUCGUAUCAAUCUGUAUAUACAGAAUGUUUUACUUAUAUUAAGAUUAUAUAAAACAAAAAAAAAUCAUCAGUUUUAUAGUGAAAUUGAACUCACAAAUUUCUGUAAAUCAGAAUUUUGAAUCAGA